AUGGCUGAAAUGAUGAUGCUCACUGGUAGAGAAGAGCCGUCCCGACCGGCUCCUCGCCUUUCCACCUCAAACCACAAGAAACGUCUUCAAGUCAUAUCUCCAUCCACGACCCUCCUCCACUCUCUCCUAAGCCGUGCCCUGGCGUGCUCUCUGGCUUUUAGACCCCCGACCCCACUCUAA
Penicillium robsamsonii is the source of this 180-nucleotide messenger RNA. RefSeq lists its product as uncharacterized. The transcript has 2 exons. The coding region runs from base 1 to 180 and encodes 59 amino acids. NCBI's taxonomy places the organism in Eukaryota, Fungi, Ascomycota, Eurotiomycetes, Eurotiales, Aspergillaceae. The record is from RefSeq and is a predicted model, not a curated record.